This is a messenger RNA of Molossus molossus (Pallas's mastiff bat), 7396 nucleotides long. It is a transcript of the gene TRPM3, whose product is annotated as transient receptor potential cation channel subfamily M member 3. Lineage: Eukaryota; Metazoa; Chordata; Mammalia; Chiroptera; Molossidae. Gene Ontology annotation, cellular component: membrane. Gene Ontology annotation, molecular function: monoatomic cation channel activity. The transcript has 27 exons. The record is from RefSeq and is a predicted model, not a curated record. Gene Ontology annotation, biological process: protein tetramerization; monoatomic cation transmembrane transport. The coding region runs from base 576 to 5351 and encodes 1591 amino acids.
CCUGGCGUCAGAUUAGAUGUUUAAAUCAAGCCGUGUUGGAGGCCGCGAGGGAAUGUCCAUGGGAUUCUUACUGAGGCUAAUCCCAGAGCAGCACAUUCCAGGCGGCUAAUCUGCCCAAGUUCAUUGCUGACUUGAAACGUCUCUUGGGGGAAGAGCCGAGCAAGUGACUUUUUUUCCAGUGGGCGGUCAUAAGAGCAUUAUUAACGGGAUGACCAGCCCCAGAAGCAGCAAAAUGAAAGCAACAGGAGCUGCUCGUGGGACUGCCUUUGCCACCACCCAGAGUCAGUGCUCAGGCUCAGAAAUCCUGGAUAGAAAGAGCAUUUUAUAAAAGAGAAUGCGUUCACAUCAUCCCCAGCACCAAAGACCCCCAUAGGUGCUGCUGCGGGCGUCUCAUAGGCCAGCAUGUCGGCCUCACUCCCAGUAUCUCCGUUCUUCAGAAUGAGAAAAAUGAGAGUCGCCUCUCCCGAAAUGACAUCCAGUCGGAGAAGUGGUCCAUCAGCAAGCACACUCAGCUCAGCCCCACGGAUGCUUUGGGGACCAUUGAGUUCCAGGGAGGCGGCCAUUCCAACAAAGCCAUGUACGUGCGAGUAUCUUUCGAUACAAAACCUGAUCUCCUCUUACACCUGAUGACCAAGGAAUGGCAGUUGGAGCUUCCCAAGCUUCUCAUCUCUGUCCACGGGGGCCUGCAGAACUUCGAGCUCCAGCCCAAACUCAAGCAAGUCUUUGGGAAAGGUCUUAUCAAAGCAGCCAUGACAACCGGAGCAUGGAUAUUUACUGGAGGGGUUAACACAGGUGUUAUUCGUCAUGUUGGAGAUGCCUUGAAGGACCAUGCAUCUAAGUCUCGGGGGAAGAUAUGUACCAUAGGUAUCGCCCCUUGGGGAAUCGUGGAAAACCAGGAGGACCUGGUUGGAAGAGAUGUUGUCCGGCCAUAUCAGACCAUGUCCAAUCCCAUGAGCAAGCUCACUGUUCUCAACAGCAUGCAUUCCCACUUCAUUCUGGCUGACAAUGGGACCACCGGGAAGUAUGGAGCAGAGGUGAAACUUAGGAGACAGCUGGAGAAGCACAUUUCACUCCAGAAGAUAAACACAAGAUGCCUGCCGUUUUUCUCUCUUGAGUCCCGCUUGUUUUAUUCAUUUUGGGGUAGUUGCCAAUUAGACCAAAUUGGAAUCGGACAAGGCGUGCCGGUGGUGGCGCUCAUUGUGGAAGGAGGACCCAAUGUGAUCUCCAUUGUCUUGGAGUACCUUCGAGACACCCCGCCCGUGCCGGUUGUUGUCUGUGAUGGGAGUGGACGGGCGUCCGACAUCCUGGCAUUUGGGCAUAAAUAUUCAGAAGAAGGCGGACUAAUAAAUGAAUCUUUGCGGGACCAGCUACUGGUGACCAUCCAGAAGACCUUCACAUACACUCGAACCCAAGCCCAGCACCUGUUCAUCAUCCUCAUGGAAUGCAUGAAGAAGAAGGAAUUGAUUACAGUCUUUCGGAUGGGAUCAGAAGGACACCAGGACAUUGAUUUAGCUAUCCUGACAGCUUUGCUCAAAGGAGCCAAUGCCUCAGCCCCAGACCAGUUGAGCUUGGCCUUGGCAUGGAACAGAGUCGACAUCGCUCGCAGCCAGAUCUUUAUUUAUGGGCAGCAGUGGCCGGUGGGGUCUCUGGAACAAGCCAUGUUGGAUGCCCUAGUUCUGGACAGAGUGGAUUUUGUGAAAUUACUCAUAGAGAAUGGAGUAAGCAUGCACCGUUUUCUCACCAUCUCCAGACUAGAGGAAUUGUACAAUACGAGACAUGGGCCCUCAAACACAUUGUACCACUUGGUCAGGGAUGUCAAAAAGCGAGAAUAUCCAGGUUUCGGUUGGAUCUAUUUUAAGGGGAACCUGCCCCCGGACUACAGAAUCAGCCUGAUCGACAUCGGCCUGGUGAUCGAGUACCUGAUGGGCGGGGCUUAUCGCUGCAACUACACGCGCAAGCGCUUCCGGACCCUCUACCACAACCUCUUCGGCCCCAAGAGGCCCAAAGCCUUGAAACUACUAGGAAUGGAGGAUGAUGUUCCCUUGAGGCGAGGAAGAAAAACAACCAAGAAACGUGAAGAAGAGGUAGACAUUGACUUGGAUGACCCCGAGAUCAACCACUUUCCUUUCCCUUUCCACGAGCUGAUGGUGUGGGCCGUGCUGAUGAAGCGGCAGAAAAUGGCCCUGUUCUUCUGGCAGCAUGGCGAGGAGGCGAUGGCCAAGGCCCUGGUGGCCUGCAAGCUCUGCAAAGCCAUGGCUCACGAGGCUUCCGAGAACGACAUGGUCGACGACAUCUCCCAGGAGCUGAACCACAACUCCAGGGACUUUGGCCAGUUGGCCGUGGAGCUCCUGGACCAGUCCUACAAGCAGGACGAGCAGCUGGCCAUGAAACUGCUGACGUACGAGCUGAAGAACUGGAGCAAUGCCACGUGCCUGCAGCUGGCCGUGGCUGCCAAGCACCGCGACUUCAUCGCACACACGUGCAGCCAGAUGUUGCUCACAGACAUGUGGAUGGGCAGGCUCCGGAUGCGCAAAAACUCAGGCCUCAAGGUAAUUCUGGGAAUUCUACUUCCUCCUUCAAUUCUCAGCUUGGAGUUCAAGAACAAAGACGACAUGCCUUAUAUGACUCAGGCCCAGGAAAUACAUCUCCAAGAGAAGGAGCCGGAAGAACCAGAAAAGCCCACAAAAGAAAAAGAUGAAGAGGAUAUGGAACUGACAGCAAUGUUGGGACGAAGCAAUGGAGAAUCUUCCCGGAAGAAGGAUGAAGAAGAAGUUCAGAGCAGGCACAGGUUAAUCCCCUUGGGCAGAAAAAUCUAUGAGUUCUACAAUGCACCCAUCGUGAAGUUCUGGUUCUACACUCUCGCCUACAUCGGAUACCUGAUGCUCUUCAACUAUAUCGUGUUAGUGAAGAUGGAGCGCUGGCCUUCCACCCAGGAAUGGAUCGUCAUCUCCUACAUUUUCACCCUGGGAAUAGAAAAGAUGAGAGAGAUUCUGAUGUCAGAGCCAGGGAAGUUACUACAGAAAGUGAAGGUAUGGCUGCAAGAGUACUGGAACGUCACAGACCUCAUAGCCAUCCUGCUGUUCUCUGUCGGAAUGAUCCUCCGUCUCCAAGACCAGCCCUUCAGGAGUGAUGGGAGGGUCAUCUAUUGUGUGAACAUCAUUUAUUGGUAUAUCCGUCUGUUAGACAUCUUCGGUGUGAACAAGUACUUGGGCCCAUAUGUGAUGAUGAUUGGAAAAAUGAUGAUAGACAUGAUGUACUUUGUCAUCAUUAUGCUGGUGGUGCUGAUGAGUUUUGGGGUUGCCAGGCAAGCCAUUCUCUUUCCCAACGAGGAGCCAUCGUGGAAAUUGGCCAAGAACAUCUUCUACAUGCCCUAUUGGAUGAUUUAUGGGGAAGUGUUUGCGGACCAGAUAGACCCUCCCUGUGGACAGAAUGAGACCCGAGAGGAUGGUAAAAUAAUUCAGCUGCCUCCCUGCAAGACAGGAGCCUGGAUCGUGCCAGCCAUUAUGGCCUGCUACCUUUUAGUGGCGAACAUCCUGCUGGUCAACCUCCUCAUCGCUGUCUUUAACAAUACAUUUUUCGAGGUAAAGUCAAUAUCCAACCAAGUGUGGAAGUUUCAGAGAUAUCAGCUCAUCAUGACUUUCCAUGAAAGGCCAGUUCUGCCCCCGCCUCUGAUCAUCUUCAGCCACAUGACCAUGAUAUUCCAGCACCUGUGUUGCCGAUGGAGGAAGCAUGAGAGUGACCCAGAUGAAAGGGACUAUGGCCUGAAACUGUUCAUAACUGAUGAUGAGCUCAAGAAAGUACAUGAUUUUGAAGAGCAGUGCAUAGAGGAAUAUUUCAGGGAAAAGGAUGAUCGAUUCAACUCGUCCAAUGAUGAGAGGAUACGGGUGACUUCAGAAAGGGUGGAGAACAUGUCCAUGCGCCUGGAGGAAGUCAAUGAGAGAGAGCACUGCAUGAAGGCUUCACUCCAGACCGUGGACAUCCGGCUGGCGCAGCUCGAGGACCUCAUCGGGCGCAUGGCCACAGCCCUGGAACGUCUGACAGGCCUAGAGCGGGCUGAGUCCAACAAAAUCCGCUCUCGGACCUCCUCGGACUGCACAGACGCAGCCUACAUCGUCCGCCAGAGCAGCUUCAACAGCCAGGAGGGGAACACCUUCAAGCUCCAAGAGAGUAUAGACCCUGCAGGUGAGGAGACCAUGUCCCCAACUUCUCCAACCCUAAUGCCCCGUAUGCGAAGCCAUUCUUUCUAUUCGGUCAAUGUGAAAGACAAAGGUGGUAUAGAAAAGUUGGAAAGUCUUUUUAAAGAAAGGUCCCUGAGCCUACACCGGGCUACUAGUUCCCACUCUGUAGCAAAGGAAUCCAAAGCUCCUGCAGCCCCUGCAAACACCUUGGCCAUUGUUCCUGAUUCCAGAAGACCAUCAUCAUGUAUAGACAUCUAUGUCUCUGCCAUGGAUGAGCUGCACUGUGAUAUAGACCCUCUGGACAAUUCCAUGAACAUCCUUGGGCUGGGCGAACCAAGCUUUUUGGCUCAAGGACUUUCCACAGCUCCUUCAAGUAGUGCCUAUGCAACUCUCGCACCCACAGACAGACCUCCUAGCCGGAGCAUUGAUUUUGAGGACAUCACCUCCAUGGACACUAAAUCUUUUUCUUCAGACUACACCCACCUCCCAGAGUGCCAAAACCCCUGGGACACCGACCCUCCGAUGUACCACACCAUCGAGCGUUCCAAAAGUAGCCGCUACCUACCCACCACGCCCUUCCUCCUAGAAGAGACCCCCAUCGUGAAGUCCCAUAGCUUUAUGUUUUCUCCUUCGAGGAGCUAUUACGCCAACUUUGGGGUGCCCGUGAAAACAGCAGAAUACACAAGUAUUACUGACUGUAUUGACACAAGGUGCGUCAACGCCCCACAAGCGAUUGCUGACAGAGCCACCUUUCCUGGUGGUCUUGGAGGCAAAGUGGAGGACUCCUCUUGCUGCCAUCCUGAGCGAGAAGCAGAACUGAGUCACCCCAGCUCUGACACAGAGGAGAAUGAGGCCAAAGGCCGGAGGGCCGCCCUGGCAAUACCCACACAGGAGGGCGAUAACUCAGACAGAACCCUGUCCAACAACAUCACGGUUCCCAAGAUAGAGCGCGCCAACAGCUACUCGGCAGAGGAGCCAAGCGCGCCAUAUGCACACACCAGGAAGAGCUUCUCCAUCAGUGACAAGCUCGACAGGCAGCGGAACACAGCAAGCCUGCGAAAUCCCUUCCAGAGGAGUAAGUCCUCCAAGCCGGAGGGCCAAGGGGACAGCCUGUCCAUGCGGAGACUGUCCAGAACAUCCGCUUUCCACAGCUUUGAAAACAAGCACAACUAAACCUUCCUAAUAAGCAUUGCAGGAGGCUCAAGAACCCAGUCCCAACCUUCUCCCCUUCCCCUCCCUUGAAACAUACCUGCGUUAUUCUUAGCUGAGCAAAACAAGCAAUGCCUUAGGAGGUGUUAACUCAAAAGUGACUUCUGGGCCACAGAUCAAAAAAAGCAUUUGACCUGGCCCAGUGCCAAACACAGGGGAUAUGUCACGCUCACACUUGAUGGGUAGGGAGGGGAAAGAGAGGGAGAAGAAAGGUGGAGAUGAAUGUGUAUCACUAGUCACUUCAGAAAGCCUCGCGCUCUGGGAAUGAAGCGUGUCACACAUCCUCCGUGCCAGGAGGCGUCUUUCCGUGUCUGACCGUUGACAGGAGUUUUAGGAUGCAGGGCUAAAUUGCAAAAUAAAAUAAAAUAAAAAAGUAGCCAGCAUACAAAUGAGACAUUCUAAACUUCCAUUCUGUUUUCUUUUCACAUUGGCUCCAUCACUGGUGACUGAUGAAGAGCACCCUUUUUAUUCAGUAUAAGCCGGCAGCAAGCAGUUCUACCUAACAUCCUUCUCAUGCCAACACUUCCGUAAUUGAUCAGUAUACAGACAAAACAAGGUAACAGUCACAGUUCACCUGUCUCUUCUAUCUUCACUUCUGGUGCCACAAUUGUUUAUCUUUUUUUUUUUUUUUUGAAGAAAAUAAGGGAAAAGAAAUGCCUUUUUGUAUUGCACGUGAAAUGAAAGAAGAAUUUGUGUUAAAAACAGAUGUCAAGUGGCCUAGUAUAUGCAGUGGGCAUUCACGGCUAGUCGAGCAAGCUCAGGAUGAAUGUAACUAGAUACUUUUAUAUUUUUUAAUUUAUUUUGUAUCUCACCUGACAUCAAUGAAUUCGCUCACUGAAUAUAUAAUAGUGAACUAACAAAACAUAGAGUGGGCAGAACUCACCUGAAAUUGCCAUAUGGGACAUGGGUGUGUUCUCACCGUCCGUGUCGUGUGUGCUGCUGCUGUGUGGCCUCCAUCGUCUGCAUGCCUCCCCCGCGCCGUCGGCACACCUCCGCGAUGUCACUGCCAAGUUUCCACACCGCAUCACGUGACCAUUGUAUAUAUGAAUAUCUGGUGGAUAUUUUCAUACCUAGAGUUUUGCCAUUUAAUCUGAGCUCAGCAUAAAUUUAAUUGGAGUUUUUCAAGGGCUGGUAUCUUUUUUAUGGAAAUGUUCCAAAGUACUUUUUAAGGAAGUCUCAAAACCAUAAAUAACCUUAGAAUUGACUGGGAGUUUGGUAUCAACCCAAAGCCAACAGUUGCAAGCAUGCCAUGGAUAUUUGUCUUAUAUGUAGAGCUAUAAAAAUGAUACAGCAGACUAAAAUAGAAAGCAAAUCAACCAUGUAAAGAGUGCUAUAGCAUAUGCUUCUUAUAUACAUAUAUAUGCAUUUACACACAGAGACAUGUUAUAUAUGGUAUAUAAACAAGCAUAGAGCUUCCUUAAGAGGCUUGGACUUUUCUAUCACCUUGAGGUAUAACCAGAAUUUUUAAUACCCAAGGAAUUUCAUUGAAAGAAUUCAUUAUAUUUUGACAGAUGUUGAAAUUAUGAUUUAAAAAAUCUCUAUAAACUUAAAUUUUUCUUGUACCAAACUAGAGUUGUCAUGACUUGCUAUCUGUCCCCUGCCCCACCCCCACCCCCUGUUAUUUGUCCAAAAGCAGUCACCAUUGUGACAUCUCAUUGAGUCUGUUUCUCCUGCACAAAGCAAUUAUACCAAGCACAAUCUGAACAUACACAAUUCUAACCCAGAUAGUACUAUGGGUUCUAGAAUACAGGUAUAUAUGCUUCUAGAUCAAAAUCUGGAUUUAAAGUAUGAUAAAGAAAUGUUGAUUCUCAAAUCUUUGGAUUUCUAUUUGGAACACUAAUUUUUUAAAAAGAAUCAAGUCUUGAAAGAAAGUGACAGUAUUCCUGGCCCCAGAAGAAACCUGGUUCCUUGGUUUAGUUGUAGUUGUAAACUCCAAAUUUUCUCAUUAUAUGAAAUAUGAGGAUAAAACCUCUAGCCUUUAAAUAUUUUAUUUUAUUUUUAUCCUUACC